GCGUUCUCGUCUUUUUUUUUUUUGCUCCUCUCUGUUACUUUUUAGCAACAACACGAGACGGCAGGAGAGAGCGCGCGCGCCUCUCCGCCAGCGGUGUCCAGCGGAGUAAUAUUUUUGGAGUUCUCUCACUCUCUUCUUUUAAUCAUUAUUUACUCCUGUUGUUCGUUUUUCCUCUGCGUUAUGGUGAACUUCGGCAGUCACGUGUGAUUCUUUCCGCGACUACACAUAUCGGCGACUUCACCGUGAGGGGAAAUAUACUUGGCUUUUUUUUUUCCUUUUUUUUUCUUUUUUUUUAAAGCGUGUGCGCUUCCGCCGGACACAAGUUAGUGACUCAAACUUGACUUCCUGCAUUGUGUUGUUGUUUACAGAAUAGCUCACGUCCCGACACUGCUUUCACUCUUCUGGCGGACAACAACAAAAAGCACUCUGUCAGGGAUGAAAUAUGCAGACUGUGCAUCCGUAGAAACCGGCAGAAGAUAUACACUGUAAAGUCCAUAGUGGUUUUAAAUCAUGAUGAUGCAGGAGUCGGCCACAGAGACAAUAAGCAACAGUUCAAUGAGUCAAAAUGGAAUGAGCACCCUAAGCAGCAGCCAAUUAGAGGCUGGCAGUAGAGAUGGGAGAUCAAGCGCUGGUGACACGAGCAGCGAAGUAAGCACAGUCGAGCUGCUGCAUCUGCAACAACAGCAGGCCCUACAAGCAGCGAGGCAAUUACUCUUGCAGCAGCCAGGCAGUGGCCUGAAAUCUCCAAAGAGCCAGGACAAGCAGCGUCCACUGCAGGUUCCAGUGUCAGUGGCCAUGAUGAGUCCCCAGGUGAUCACACCGCAACAGAUGCAGCAGAUCCUCCAGCAGCAGGUGCUUUCCCCACAGCAGCUCCAGGCCCUGCUCCAGCAGCAGCAGGCUGUUAUGCUGCAGCAGCAACACCUACAGGAGUUUUAUAAGAAGCAACAGGAGCAGCUUCAUCUGCAGCUUCUCCAGCAGCAGCACCCCGGCAAACAGGCUAAAGAGCAACAGCAGCAGCAGCAGCAGCAGCAGCUGGCCGCCCAGCAGCUUGUCUUCCAGCAGCAACUCCUGCAGAUGCAGCAGCUCCAGCAGCAGCAGCACCUGCUCAACAUGCAGCGGCAGGGCCUCCUCUCGCUGCCCGGGCCCGCUCCCGGCCAAGCCGCGCUGCCCGGACAGACGCUCCCCCCGCCAGCUGGCCUUAGCCCCGCAGAGCUCCAACAGUUAUGGAAGGAUGUAACCGGAGGCGGUGGUCAUGGUAUGGAAGACAACGGUAUCAAACACAAUAGUAGCGCCACUGGCAACGGUGGGGGUGGCGGCGGUCUAGACCUCACCACCAACAAUUCUUCUUCAACUACCUCCUCGUCCAAUCCCUCCAAAGCAUCGCCGCCCAUCUCGCACCAUUCGCUCGUCAACGGCCAGUCUCCUGCCCUCAACCACAGACGAGAGAGGGAACGAGAGCGAGAGAGUUCUUUACAUGAAGAAAAUGGAGGGUCGCAUCCCCUGUAUGGUCACGGCGUAUGUAAGUGGCCCGGCUGUGAAAACAUCUGCGAGGAUUUUGGACAGUUUUUGAAGCACCUAAACAACGAGCACGCCCUGGAUGAUCGGAGCACAGCCCAGUGUCGAGUCCAGAUGCAAGUUGUACAGCAGCUGGAAAUCCAGCUUUCUAAAGAACGUGAGCGUCUUCAGGCGAUGAUGGCCCACUUGCACAUGCGGCCCUCAGAACCCAAAUCAUCUCCCAAACCACUUAACCUGGUGUCCAGUGUCACCAUGUCCAAGAACUUGCCCUCAGCGUCGCCCCCAAACUUGCCACAGACGCCCACCACACCCACGGCGCCGAUCACGCCCAUGGCUGCCAUGCCACAGGUGCCCUCUGUACUGGGCGGAGCAAACGUCCCCAGUAUGGGGGCCAUGCGCAGACGUCACUCUGACAAAUACUCCAUGCCUCUCUCGUCAGGUGGUGACACAGUAUUUAUUUUUCCAGAGAUCGCCCCAAACUACGAGUUUUAUAAGAACGCAGACGUCAGGCCGCCAUUCACUUAUGCAACCCUCAUAAGACAGGCUAUCAUGGACUCUGCCGACAUGCAGUUAACGCUUAAUGAAAUCUACAGCUGGUUCACGCGCACGUUCGCCUACUUCAGACGUAACGCUGCAACUUGGAAGAACGCUGUACGCCACAACCUCAGCCUGCACAAGUGCUUCGUGCGCGUGGAGAACGUGAAAGGGGCGGUGUGGACGGUAGAUGAGGUGGAGUACCAAAAACGCCGGUCGCAGAAGAUCACAGGGAGCCCGUCACUCGUCAAGAACCUGCCCUCUAGUCUUGGUUAUGGAAGUGCACUAAAUGCCAGCUUACAGGCGGCGCUGGCAGAGACCUCCCUGCCUUUGCUGGGGACUCCUGGCCUGAUGAACAGCAGCUCCUCUGGCCCUCUGGGAGGCGGCUGCCAUGGCCUCCUGGGCGGAGACCCGUCUGGGCUGAUGGGCGGGAGUCCACCCGGGAUGCUGGGCGGGAGUCCACCCGGACUGCUGGGCAUCAGCCCCCCAGGUACAUUGAGCGGCAGCCCGCCCACGCUGUUGCAGUCUGCCCACGAGGAGCUCAACGGCUCGUUGGACCACUUGGACACCAACGGUCACAGCAGCCCUGGUUACUCCCCACCGGUACACAUGCCGCAAGUUCACGUGAAGGAAGAGCCACUUAACAUGGAUGACGAAGACUGUCCGAUGUCACUGGUAACGACAGCCAAUCACAGUCCGGAGCUGGAAGACGAGCGGGAGCUGGAGGAAGGGAACUUAUCAGAAGACCUGGAGUGACUAGAAUACGGUUUUGGCCGAAGUGUCCCUCUGGCCAGCAGCACUGUUCCUCUCACACAGACUCGAAACCACUCCACCAUCCAAACACACACACACACGGCUGACUGUCCUUCUCUCUCACCACUGGGACUAUUUAUUGCGCAUGCAUCCAGAUGCGGACUGGUCCAAAGGGACUUUUUUUGGGAACCCCAAACAUAACAGGCAUGAGAUGUCUGGUUUUGAAAAGAACUUUUUGAGACGUGUUUCCUAAGAGAUGGCGUGGCCACAAACAGUACGAGGACGACGGACUCAUGAACGGGAGGGGGAGAAAAAAAACCCAUGAAACGAGCAAAUCGCGUUCUGUUGAAAGCUAGCGGCUUCAUGUACUGCCAAAAAAAAACAAAAAAUCAAACAAAGAUGUUUUAUGUUUGUGAAUAAUCCCACCCACAGUAGUUGUUGACGUCCAGAGACGAUUGCUGGUUCAAUUCAAGUUGUUGCUCUCUUAUCAUUUGCACACAAGUAGUCUCAGAAAUUUGUGUCACUGCCUGUAUGUUGCUACUGUUAGAAAAAACAGUGUAUUAUUUUCAGCUUCUUUUGUUUUUCUUUUUGUUUUUGUUUGUUGUUUUUUUUAUGUCAUAAUAUGAUUUGGACACCACCAACUGUAAAUGCCAUUCCCUGAAAUUACGCCAGUAAUGGAACUACGGUAUCAAGACUGUUGCUGCAACUGUCCAAAAAAAAGUUAAAAGAAAAAAAAAAGAAAAAAGUUGGCUUGCAGUCUGUUAUGUGUAUGUGAACCUUAAAAAAAGGGAAAUUAAGUUGUGGGGGUGAAAAAGGGGGUUUAUGUAAAGCACCAUUUCCAAAAGGUUUCUGCGUAAUUAUCUUCUUCUUGUUCUCCUUACCUCCUUGUUUAAAAGCUUUGUCUACCUGCAAACAGUCACAGGCAACAGCUAGAAACCAAAGCCAACACGAGCAAUGGCCAAUAGCUUAGAGACAGAAGCCGCCAGACUCCUCUUGGUUCGCCUUCUGUGGCUUAAACGAGAAAGAGAAGCUUUUGUUCUGCAAACUACCUUUGAAGAACCUCUGGGAUUGUUUCUUUUAGCCCUAUACAAAGAUUACCACAAGAGAGGGAC
Molecule: messenger RNA, 3914 nt
Organism: Thalassophryne amazonica
Lineage: Eukaryota; Metazoa; Chordata; Actinopteri; Batrachoidiformes; Batrachoididae
Gene: foxp2
Product: forkhead box P2
Exons: 20
Coding region: 511-2805 (764 amino acids)
Biological process (GO): regulation of transcription by RNA polymerase II
Cellular component (GO): nucleus
Molecular function (GO): DNA-binding transcription repressor activity, RNA polymerase II-specific; RNA polymerase II cis-regulatory region sequence-specific DNA binding
Source: RefSeq, a predicted model, not a curated record